UCAGCCAGAGAGGACGCAGAUAACCACAACUGUUUUUCUCUGGCCUGUAGCUUUGGAUCAAUUAAAAUGGGACUUACUUUGAUAGAAGUUUGGAUAUCUGUUAUAGCACUAGUUUCCACAUCUGUGGGCUCUAACAUCUGCACUUCUAGAGGAGUCACUACAUGUAAAGAAUGUCUAUCUAUCCAUCCUACAUGCGCCUGGUGUUCUCAGGAGACCUUCGCAAAGGGAGCAUCAGCUUUGUCCAGAUGUGAUCUAAAGGCCAAUCUCAUUCAGUCCGGAUGUGGCGUGAAGUUUAUCGAGUUUCCAGUCAGUAGCAUGAAGAUACUACAGGACAUCCCCUUAAGUGACAGAGCAGGGGGCUCAGCGAGCGACGUCGUUCAGAUGCAACCACAAAAAAUACACCUGACCCUCAGGCCAGAUGAUUCAAAGCAAUUCACUGUCACUGUGAAGCAAGUAGCAGAUUACCCUGUUGACCUCUACUACUUGAUGGAUAUGACCAACACCAUGAAAGAUGACCUACAGAAGCUUUAUGCUCUGGGCAGUGAUCUAGCACAUGGUUUACGCAGUGUCACCGGUGAUCUACGCAUGGGAUUCGGAGCUUUUGUAGAUAAACCUCUCUCACCUUAUAUGGAUAUUUACCCCGAACAAAUGAUCAGCAACCCUUGCUAUAAGAUGGGUCAAACAUGCCCCCCGCAAUUUGGCUAUCGUAAUGUACUCGCUCUGACGGAGCAGGUAGAACGAUUUACAGAGGAAGUGAAGAAACAGAAAGUAUCCCGAAAUAGAGAUGCUCUCGAAGGAGGAUUUGAUGCCAUACUGCAAGCAGUAGUGUGCAAGGACGACAUUGGAUGGAGGCCAGAUGCAUCUCAUUUGUUGGUCUUUACUAGUGAUGAUAGGAGUCAUUUGGCUCUGGAUGCCAGACUUGCCGGAAUUGUCCAGCCUCAUGACGGGAAAUGCUAUAUCAACAGCAAAAAUGAAUAUGACAAGUCCACUAUACUGGACUACCCUUCACUUGGUCUUAUCACAGACAAAAUAUCUGAGAAUAAUAUCAACCUCAUUUUUGCUGUUACCGAAAAAAUGGUGCCACUGUAUCGUAAUUACAGUGAGCUGAUUCCAGGCUCUGCAGUGGGAUUACUAACAAGAGACUCUGGAAAUGUUGUUCAACUUAUCCUGGAAGCGUAUGCAAAGAUCAGAUCCAAGGUUGAGCUGGAGCUGUUGGAUGUUCCGGAGGAGUUAUCUCUGUUCAUCAAUGCAACCUGUCUGGAUGGAGAGGUCAUUGCAGGUGUCCGAUCCUGUGCCGGACUCAAAAUUGGGGAUAAGGUCUCAUUUAGCAUUGAAGCAAAACUUCAUGGUUGUCCCAAAGAGAAAAGCCGAAAUUUCACCAUAAAAACAAUGGGAUUCAAAGACUCUCUUGAGGUCACUGUUGAGUUUGCGUGUGACUGCCAAUGUCAGCAGUUCUCCGAACCGGCGAGCCCCUCUUGUCACCACGGCAACGGAACUCUGGAGUGCGGCAUAUGCAUGUGUGAUCCGGGCCGACUGGGCUCUAAAUGCGAGUGUUCCGACUGGGAAUAUAAACCCGGUCAACAAGACAAGUGUAGCCCCAACCCGGAGACAGCGGCCUGUAGUGGACGAGGAGAAUGUGUGUGCGGCCAGUGUGCCUGUCGCGCGAGUGAUUUCGGGAAGGUUUGGGGCCCGUACUGUGAAUGUGAUGACUUCAACUGUCUUCGUUCUAAAGGACAGCUGUGUUCAGGCAAUGGCGACUGCAGCUGUGGGUCCUGUCAGUGUCACCCAGGUUGGUCUGGCGAUAUCUGUGACUGUUCGACCCGCACCGACACCUGUAUGGGGAGUGGAGGAUUGGUGUGUAGUGGGCGGGGCCACUGUGUUUGUGGUGUCUGUGAGUGCACUCAGCCAGGAGCUUAUGGGUUCACCUGUGAAAAAUGUCCCACCUGCCCAGAUGCCUGUACUAUCAAAAAAGAAUGUGUGGAGUGUAAGCACUACAAGAGAGGAGAUCUGUUUGAGAAGAACUGCAAUAACAUCUGCAGAGAUGAGAUUGUGCCGGUGGAUGAGCUGGGCUUUCGUGAGAAGAACUCAGUGAACUGCAGCUACAAAGAUGAAGACGCCUGUGUGCAAAACUUCCAGUAUUAUGAAGAUGCCAGUGGAAAGUCCUUCUUGUAUCUUGUAAAAGAACCAGAGUGUCCUAAGGGUCCUGAUAUCUUGGUGGUCGUUCUCGCUGUAACUGGUGCGAUCCUGUUGCUUGGACUGCUAGCACUCUUAGUGUGGAAGCUCCUGAUCACCGUUCAUGACCGUCAUGAGUUUGCUAAGUUUGAGGAAGAGAAAGCCAAGGCCAAGUGGGAAGCAGCUAAUAAUCCACUCUACAAAGGAGCCACCACCACUUUCCAAAAUGUAGCAUAUCGUGGCAAUAAAGAAUAACAUCACAUCUUAGAAGAACUCAUCCACCAAUCACAUCUGUGGGUUUCUCCAAGGCUUGUGGCUGUCUUAUAAUGUUGAUUUAUGAGAUUAAAAUAUGGUACUAAAUCAUUUAAAAAUAAUAAUAAUUCAGUGGUGCAAAAUAAGUAGCAAAUUUACUGCAUCUUCAGACAUUUCACAGAUAUUCAUCUCUUAUUGAUAUUCAUCCAUUUUACGCCCUUCUUAAAGGGAUAAUUCACCUAAAAAUGAAAAUUUUGUCAUCAUUUACUCAUGUUGUUAUACAUUUCUUUGAUGAGAUGAACACGAAGGAAUAUAUAUUUUGAGGAAUGUUUGUAACCCAACCGUUUGUGAGCCCCAUUCACUUCCAUA
This is a messenger RNA of Paramisgurnus dabryanus, 2793 nucleotides long. RefSeq names its product integrin beta 3a (gene itgb3a). Gene Ontology annotation, biological process: cell adhesion mediated by integrin; integrin-mediated signaling pathway; cell migration. Gene Ontology annotation, cellular component: synapse; focal adhesion; integrin complex. NCBI's taxonomy places the organism in Eukaryota, Metazoa, Chordata, Actinopteri, Cypriniformes, Cobitidae. Gene Ontology annotation, molecular function: integrin binding; fibronectin binding; fibrinogen binding. The record is from RefSeq and is a predicted model, not a curated record.